This is a messenger RNA of Hydractinia symbiolongicarpus, 4826 nucleotides long. Its product is annotated as major facilitator superfamily domain-containing protein 6-like. Lineage: Eukaryota; Metazoa; Cnidaria; Hydrozoa; Anthoathecata; Hydractiniidae. Gene Ontology annotation, cellular component: membrane. Gene Ontology annotation, molecular function: transmembrane transporter activity. The transcript has 2 exons. Bases 2307 to 3809 code for a protein of 500 amino acids. The record is from RefSeq and is a predicted model, not a curated record.
UCCUUUUCUGUCAAUACUUGCCUUGUCAACAGUAAUAAAGAGAAAAAUUAACACAUUUUACCCACAAUUCGGUUUGUUACAGUUUGUUACAACUUUCUUUACACAGUGUAUAUUGCCACACCCAUCUAUUUUACCUGAUGAAGAUCAGUUAAAAAUUUUAUUUUGUUAUGAAGAUAUUGUUAAGUCUGGUGUAGACUUCAAGCCAAAUCAUUACGUUCCCCUUUUUCCAGGUUGCAACUUUCUUAACUGAAAGUUGCAUUUUCCUAUUUCAGCAUGCAAAAAGCAGUAAAAAACCCUUCUUAAUUCUUCUUUCAAAGUUCAAACGAAACUUGAGUUUAGCCCUAUGAAUAAACAAAUAUAUCUGAACAAAUACAUGGGUUGAGGUGUGUUUGUAUCAUAUCACAUGUAUGUAUAUUUCAUCUUCAUUAUCCUGAUCUUUCCAUAUUCUUAUUUUUUUUGUUAUUAUUGUGUUUUAUUUUGCUGUCCAUGGCUGGUGUGAUCAUUUGAUUCACCUAGUCAUGCUGAUGAAGCCUGAUAUUGGCAGAAACAGCAGGAGUUUAUAAAUAAUGAAAUAUAUUCACAAUUGUCUCACUUUAUUGUAGUUAAUCCCUGUUAAUUUUAGUGGUUUUAUCUAUCUAAAAUAAGACGUGUAAGACGGAGAUUUGAUUCUUAUAAAAGAUGUUCUUAGGAGAUUUUGUUAUAGCUUAGCGUUUCUUUUGGUCAAUUUUAUUAAUAACUAGAUAAAUCGGAAGACAAUUUUUCGGCGAUUUUUGUACCCGCAAAGCUUAAAAUUUAGCCCCCAGCUGCUAAAUUCAAGACUCAGUCUUGACUAAGUCUUGAAAAAGUCUGGAUCCGCCCCUGGGUAAGAAAACAAAACAGCAAAUAAAAAUCUUUUCACUCAGUGAAGCAACCGCGCCUGUAACUAUAUUUGACAUCAAUUAGAUUUUCACCGACUUUUAAGUUAGCUCACAAAAAGCGCGAUAAACUUGAUCACUGUGUGUAUGUCUGUAACAAGCAAAGUCGAUUAAACUUUCAACAAUUUUCUUUAAAAAAAGCUGAAAAAUUUCCGCGAUAAAACUAUAAAACUGUCGCUGUCUUUUGAAACGUUUGUUCAAAUUAAUUUUCAGACAUGUAAUAAAAUUGUAUUUAUUAUUGUCAAAAGAAGAAAUCGCCAUUUUAUUAAAUAGCUAAUUAUAAUGAGGAAGUGACUUUUUUUCUAACGGUUUUAUUGUCUAUUUCAUUUAUUAAUAAAAAUUCAACCAACCUGCACUAAAUUUCUUAUGAAAAAUUCACGGGUGAUUGGUUUUCAUUGUUCUUUUGUUGUAACAUUUAUGAUUUAUUUGCUCUUAAAGGAAAUUAACAACAAACUUGUUGAAGAAAGGUGAGAUGAAUUUAACGGUUUAUUUAUUUGUUCUUCUUUCAUUUUUCAGUAUCUAUACAAGCGGGUUUUUAAAAUUAGUAACAAAAUUAAUCCAGGAACCUGAUCUUGCACGCCAAGGUUGAAACACAACGGAGAUGGUAUUGUGGUGUUGUAAUCAUAAGGUCUCAUGUUUGAGUCCCAACUCCGAUGCACUUUAAAUGCAGUGUUGUCAGUCCAUCUUAACUCGACUAUUGACUGUGAACCGGCUUGUGUGUUAGGCAAGCAAGUUAGAGCCAUCUUCUACGAUCUCUAGCGGUAAUGCAACUUAGUUACAGUCGAAGGAGAGAAAGAGCAAGCCGUAAUGAUGCAAUUCCAAAUGACGUUAAAGCUUUGUUACUUGCUCAUUUUAUUUGCUUUUAGAGCAAUAUAAUGGUUGACUAUUUAUAUGUUGUUGAUGUGGUGUAUUGCUUUAGAAAACUCCAUAUUGUCAUUACAUUCUGCAUAUCACAAAAUUUUCUUGUCUCUUUUUUUCCUGAAUUAAUCUUGACGUUCUGAAAUUCCAUAUAUAAACUACAUUUAAAGAAAACGAUUAUUUCUCGUUUGUCAUGUGCCAACCUGAAUUAAAUAUAAUUUGUUUAAAGUAAUUAAUUAUAAACGCUCAAGAUUAUUUGUAGAUCAAAUACAAUGCUUAUUUUUUUGUCAUUAAAAUAUUUUGCAAAUCAGUUAGUAAAUCUCUCAAACAUACGAUUGCACGCAUCGACGGAUUUUAAAAGUUUAAUUAAUGUCUACGAAUAUUAUUAUUGAUCGAUAUACAGCUACCUAAAUUAAACAAAUUAGUUAACAAAUAUUGAUCACUUGAAACUCAAACAUAAAUUUAAAAGGGAGAUCGCAAUUAAAUAUACUAUAUAUUCAAAAUUUUUAAGCUUUUUCCGAGUAAACUUUGCUGAUGAUGGAUGAAUCAACGUCGAAACAAACAAGAUCUUGUGUUGGUCCACAUUUUAUUAAGGAGUUAAUUCCCGCAAAAUUAGCAUACAUUGGUAUGUACGGGACUAUGGGAUGUGUGUUGCCAUAUUUUAAUGCUUUCUUAGUAUCUGUUGGUUUAACAGUCACUCAAAGUGGACUUAUAACUGGAUUGCGCACCAUAGCAUCUCUCAUUGGAGCCCCUUUUAUUGCAAUAAUUAUUGAUCACAGUGACCACAAAAGAUUUAUUGUUCCCAGUAUGCUUAUAAUUCAUAUCGCUGUGACAUUCCCAGUACCAUGGAUUGCAAAAAGUAUCAUUGGUGAUGACGAAGAUUUAGCAAGUGACGAGAAGUCUAAAUUGUUUUACGUAAUGUUAACGAUGGCUUCUUUGAUUGCGGUGUUUGGCCUUUCCAUCGUCGGCUUCAUAGACGCCAAUGUUAUGGUACUAGUGAAAAAGUAUAAAAAUAAAACUACUUUCGGCUAUCAAAGAGUUUUUGGUCCAGUCGGUUUUGCUGCAUCGUCUUUUUUGGCUGGAUUUGUUUCAGAUCAAUAUCAAAUAGAGGGUAUGUCGAAAUAUACAGCAGCUUUUAUUAUGUACCUUCCGUUUAUCAUUUUGCUAUUUAUUUCGUUUAUUUUUCUUACUCGUUCUUCUGAGAGCGCAGGUCGUACCAUGUUUAAGCUGAAAUCUCAAACUAUUUCAACGGAAAGGGAUGGAAAAAAUCAAUACACUAAGAAUAUUGAAUUGCCAUCAACUGUUUCCAUUAAGGACGAAUCUACCAAUGAUAUAAAAUCAGUAAAAGAGAAUAAAAGUGAGCAAAACAGAUCAGUUGGAAGAAGCACAAUCAACACAUGCCGUCAACAUAAAGUUAUGUUCUUUAUCACCAUCAUGGCUCAUAUGGGCAUCAAUUAUUCCUUAAUCAAUGGAUUUCAAGCAAUUUUUAUGGAGAAAGAGUUAGGAACAACAAAAACCAUCAUUGGUGUAGCUUCGGCAUUGUCACCAGUAUCUGAAAUAUUAGCAUUUCCUGUUUCAGCAAAGCUAAUAAAGUUAUUUGGUGGUAUCUAUCCAAGUUUUAUUAUUGCUACAUUCUCAUAUUGCUUGCGAUUUUUAUCGAUGUCUUUUGUUGAAGAACCUUAUCUGAUGGUACCUAUCCAACUCUUCCAGUUUUUUGGGUUUGCAAUAUUUUGGGCAGCAGCUGUGGAAUACACAAACAAGAUAAGUCCCAUCAAAAUCUCUGUGACAAUGUUUACUAUUGUCACCAGCGUAUAUUACAGUUUAGGAAACAUUGUUGGAAAUAUUGUUGGAGGAGUUAUUUAUGAUGAAUACGGUGGUAGAUGGUUAUUUAGAGUGUCAUCAAUUAAUUGUGGCUUUAUGACUGGUUUAAUUGUUUUAUACUUCUUUCUGUAUGAAAAAAGAAGCAAAGAACAAAUCGAAGGGGUGUAUGUUAACAAACAUGGACGCGAAGAAGACACAGUUGGAAGAAAAGAAUAAAUAAUUGGUUGACAAUUUCCAGGGGAAUUUUUAUGUUUAUCUUAGGAAGGACAUUGGACAUUAAGAAGGAUUGCGACAUUUAACUUAAAAUUUUGAUUACAAUCUUAUAGCACAAUAUGCAAAAUUACUAGUUGAUGCCAAACCGCCUACAGUGAAUUCUAACCCCAACAAAUAUUUCGUAGAACAGGAAUUUUUUUUGCAAUCAAUCGUUGGAACGUUUAUUGCUACUACACAGGAGAAAAAUUCUAAAGUUUAAAUUUUAUUUAACUUUAAGUUUUCUGCAAAAUGAAGAUUUUUAGCCAAUCAAAUUUGCACCUUUUGUAUUCUCUGUCCUUUCUCUGUCCUUUAAAGACAGGAAAAAUAUAACAAAAGGAUACAAAGUGUGAUAACAUGUCAAAUUGCAAAAUGUUUUUGUUCUGUUCUGUUCUAGUUUUUGUUCAAGUUUCUGUCCCUAGUUGUGAGCUUAUUCAAGAAAAGGGCUUACCGAAUCGAGAAAUAUGGUGCCUGCAGAGCAUGUUAAAUCAUUUGUUAUCUCAUAUAUGCAGGAGAUAUUAGAGGAGGAGGGUUUCAAUUUGGUUGAAGUCAAUUUUGCGAUUUCUUAAAAUAAUACGGUGGUGAAGUAUUGGUGGUGCAAAUUAAAUGUUGCUAUAAAAAGUUGAACCAUUGUCAAUGAAAAACAAUACAUGGAUACAAUGGGGACGUAAAUGAUUGUGGCGAAACAAAGCAGUAAAUUUAAAAACACCUAAAAAAACGACGAAAUGCAGCCUACAUUAAUUUAACAAUUGUGACUCAUUUCGAAUAUAGGGCAAAGUUAUACUGAAAUUCGUGCAGGUUUUAAAUACAACAAAAGAUAAAAAAAAUUAAAGAAAAACAAAAUUAAGAAUAAAGAUUGUCUUGUUUUAUAUUUAGACCAAACCAUGCUUUGUUAAUACUCUCACUUCUACCUUGACUAGCAGCAGAAUUUACAGAAUUAAACCGGCAUUAUUUAACUCUAAUUUUUUAACUAUGCUAUACUAA